UAUGUGGAAAAGGUUGAAUAGUGUGGGUCCUAUACUAUUUUAGCCAAUAAAAAUUUUAAAAUUUUACAUAUGCAAACGAUUUGAAAGGUAUAGUAUUUUUUUUUUAUUGUAAAUCUCAGGGACUAGAUGUUUUAAGUAGAGAGUCCAAGGACGAGGUUGCAAAUAUUGCAAAACAAUAUGUAUGUAUACACUCGUACGUACAUGUACACUUAAACCCAAAAUUUAAUCUCCGCACGGUUUAUUAGACCAAACCGGCCGGUUCGGCACGCUCGCCGAACCCUCAAAUAAACCGCGGCGACCGCAUAAUUCUCCGCUGCUUUGCUCGGAAAUGGCGACGGGUUCUCUCAUCGCCGCGCUCCUCCGAGGAGCGCGCCACAGAAACCCUAGCUCGACGAUCCUCCUACGACCCCUUCCUCUCCCCUCCCACCUCCGAAACCCUAGGCUCCUCUCCUCGUCCCCCUCUCCGAGCGGAGGCCUCGACAUCGACGAUGCCGACACCCCCGCCGCCGCGGUGGAGAACGACGAUCUCAGGAGCCGCAUCUUCCGACUCCGCUUCGCCAAGCGGAGCGCCACCGCCGCGCUCGAGCGGUGGGCCGGCGAGGGGCGGAGCGCCACAGCCGUGGAGCUCCGCCAAAUCGCUAGGGAUUUAAGGAGAUCGCACCGUUAUAAGCACGCCCUUGAGAUAUCAGAAUGGAUGAAGACUCACCACGAACUGGAGCUAUCUGAAAGUGAUUAUGGGCUGCGCAUAGACUUGAUUACAAAAGUUUUUGGUGCUAAUGCCGCUGAAGACUUCUUCGAGGGGCUCCCAGCGAGUGCGAAAUCCCAUGAAGCCUAUACCACACUCCUCCAUUCAUUUGCUAGGGCGAAGCUAACAGAAAAGGCUGAGGGCCUCCUUGAGAGAAUGAAGCUAGCAAACAUUUCUCCUAACCUGCUUGCCUAUAAUGAAAUGAUGACUUUGUAUACCUCAGUUGGGCAACUGGAUAAGGUAUUGGAAGUCGUUGAAGAGCUCAAGAGAGAGAAACUCGCGCCGGACUUAUUCACAUAUAAUCUCUGGAUAAGUGCUUGUGCUGCAACAAUGGAUAUUGAUGGUCUGCGAAGAGUUCUUAAUGAGAUGGCGCAUGACUCAAACUCUGAGAAAGGAUGGAUAACAUACAUGAAAUUGGCUGAUAUUUAUGUUACUGCAGGCCAUCUUGUAAGCUCUGAUAACUCUCUCGUUGGUGGGGUUGAUACAAAGAUUAGCCAGAGCGAGUGUAUAACUUACGAUUUUCUCAUGAUACUUUAUGCGGGUCUAGGGAACAGCGAGAGGAUAAGAGAAAUAUGGAAGUCUAUGCAUAUGACCUCGCAAAAGAUGAGCAGCAGAAACUAUAUUUGUGUGUUGUCUUCCUAUCUCAUGCUCGGGCAAUUGAAGGAUGCUGGAGAAGUUAUCGAUCAGUGGAGACAGUCUAAGUCUCUGGAGUUUGACAUCUCCGCGUGUAAUAGGCUUUUCGAUGCUUUUGUGAAGGCCGACUUGAUUGAUGUGGCUGAUAAAUUUCGAGAGCUAAUGCUACAAAAGAGCUGCGAACUCACAAGCAGACCACUCUGAGUGACGUUGUGAGGAGUAAAUUUUAGAGCUCAUUUUGAGAAAAUGAUAUAGGUAAAUUGAGAAGGUUCUCCCUUGAUUUUGUAAUGUUAUGAGUAAUAAUUAUUGUUGUGAAAUGACAUUACAGUAAUUACUGGUGUUAGCUUCUAUACUGAUUUAAUUAUGUAGAGGUUCUUAGCAUGGUUUUGCUUUUUAA
Molecule: messenger RNA, 1775 nt
Organism: Ananas comosus (pineapple)
Lineage: Eukaryota; Viridiplantae; Streptophyta; Magnoliopsida; Poales; Bromeliaceae
Product: pentatricopeptide repeat-containing protein At5g09450, mitochondrial-like
Exons: 2
Coding region: 329-1582 (417 amino acids)
Cellular component (GO): mitochondrion
Molecular function (GO): protein binding
Source: RefSeq, a predicted model, not a curated record